Messenger RNA from Arachis stenosperma, 1076 nucleotides. Its product is annotated as RING-H2 finger protein ATL78-like. Lineage: Eukaryota; Viridiplantae; Streptophyta; Magnoliopsida; Fabales; Fabaceae. The transcript has a single exon. Gene Ontology annotation, molecular function: transferase activity. The record is from RefSeq and is a predicted model, not a curated record. Bases 47 to 718 code for a protein of 223 amino acids. Gene Ontology annotation, biological process: protein ubiquitination.
AGGCUGUAGCUAACUAACUCAUAAUUCAUAAAGAAAAAACGCAACCAUGUAUGCUUCAACUUCCUUCACUUCACACAUAGUUCAUGACCUUGUCAUACAAUCUCACUCAAGAAGGUUACUCAUGCUCCCAAAUCCACUUGCUCAUCACGAUUCCUCACCACCUCCAACAAGCGAUUUAUACCUCGGAAACAGUUCUUUCGAUGCCAACGUUGUCAUGGUCCUCUCCGUCCUCCUAUGCGCACUUAUCUGCUCCUUAGGAUUGAACGCAAUCAUAAGGUGUGCUUUGAGGUGUUCCGAUUUGGUAAUCAACGACUCAUCAUCGUCGUCAAAUCCUAGCCCUUCAUCAUCAAGUAGUCGAUUGGCCAACACGGGAAUCAAGAAGAAAGCUUUGAAGACUUUUCCGAUAAUCACAUACGAGUCAACUGAGUUAAACAAAGUCCCUGGUUUGGACACCGAGUGUGUGAUAUGCCUCUCGGACUUCACAAAUGGUGAAAAGUUGCGCAUUCUGCCAAAAUGCAACCAUGGCUUCCAUGUUAGCUGCAUUGACAAGUGGCUCACUUCUCAUUCAUCUUGCCCCAAGUGCAGACACUGCCUAAUUCACACGUGCCAAAAGAUUGUUGGCGGAACUACUCAUCAUCCUCCUCCUCCUCCUCUACCUCAAACCAUUAUAAGGAUUGAACCACUGGACCCAGAAACCAUGGUGCGUAAUUAUAUAUAGAUAGCAACCAAACUAAAUUAGUAUGCAUAGAACUUUGGUACGGUUCUGUUCUGUUUAGUGAAGCCAAAGGCUAUAUAGCUACCCAACACCAAUAUACCCAUAAACAAUAGGUGGUGGUAGUUGGUGAUGAAAAUUAUGUUUAUUUAUUUUAUUUUAUUUUUUUUUUCCACUUAGGAUGCUUGUUCUUUUUGGAAAAGAAAAAAAUGAAAAGAUCAUCAAAUUGUAACUGCAUAUUCUUUUUUGUUUUCAAUUGCCUUUAAUAAUGUUUAAUUGCUGAGAAAAUUAAAAUUGAAGUAGUACGGUAAGCUUUAAUUUGUUGUCCAAAUCAUUGCUAACAGCAACGUCCGUUACGCCAUUG